Molecule: messenger RNA, 615 nt
Organism: Prorocentrum cordatum
Lineage: Eukaryota; Dinophyceae; Prorocentrales; Prorocentraceae
Source: the annotation of a GenBank genome assembly
AUGUGCCGUUCAUUCGUGGCUGACACUCUGAACCACACGCUAGCCGUUGCUCCAUCAUUGAUGGACUUCGACUUUGUUCCCUGGGGCAACGCGUACUACGUCACGUCUGAGUGUGGUGGCCCCAGGUCAUAUGAUAUCACCGCAAGGCAGUGCUUUAAUUCCAAGUGCGGUCUCGGUGCUGCCUCCCCGCCGGCAGACUGUUAUUCGGGGAGUAUUGUCUGCCAGCAUGGCAAGAGGGAAUGUGACUUCAAUAUGUGGUUCACUUGCGCAAGGAAGGUGUACGAGAGAGCGGAGCUGUACGUGCCCUUCGUAACAUGCAUGGAAGCGCAGUUUGACGCCGUCACCGACGCCCCGAGCGUUGCCGCGACCUGCGCCCAUUCGGCAGGUCUUGCCAUCGACCAUCUGGCCACUUGCUUCUACGGCCAAUCGGGAGUCCAGGCUCUUGCAGGGAAUGCAGCAGCGACGCCCCCUCAUGCUGGCGUGCCUUAUGUGCUCGUGGAGGGCAAGCCCUUGGAUGAUCCGUCAGCACUGCUCCAAGCGGUCUGCGAUGCUUACCAGGGCCCGAAACCAGCGGCUUGCGGCAGUAUUGACAGCGAAGCUGUUGUCUACUCCUAG